CCGCCCCAGAGCGCAGGUGGCGGCGGUGGCGGCGGCGGUCCCGGUCCCGCUCUCACUCUCGCUCCCGGCGGAGCUCCGCUCCCGGCGCGGCGGCGGCAGGUGUCCACGACAUGCGGCGGCGGUAGGACGCGCGGCGGCGAUGGGCGGCCGGGGGCUGCCGGUGCCGCUGCUGCUGGGGCUGCCGCUGCUGCUGGGGCUGCCGGCGGCGGGGCGCGCCGCUUCCAAGGCGCUGGUGUGCCAGGAGAUCACGGUGCCGAUGUGCAAGGGCAUCGGCUAUAACCUCACCUACAUGCCCAACCAGUUCAACCACGACACGCAGGACGAAGCCGGGCUGGAGGUGCACCAGUUCUGGCCGCUGGUGGAGAUCCAGUGCUCCCCGGACCUGCGCUUCUUCCUCUGCAGCAUGUACACCCCCAUCUGCCUGUCCGACUACACGAAGCCGCUGCCCCCCUGCCGCUCCGUCUGCGAGCGGGCCAAGGCCGGCUGCUCGCCCAUCAUGCAGCAGUACGGCUUUGCCUGGCCCGAGAGGAUGAGCUGCGACCGCCUGCCGGUGCUGGGGGACUCCGAGGUGCUUUGCAUGGGAUACAACCACACGGAAGCCACCACCCUGCCGCCUUUCUUCGGGAAGCCCACGCGUCCUGCCAAGGACUUAGCCAAAAACCUGACGCCGCUCGAUGCGCAGCGCUCCUCGAGACUGGACUGUGGUCAGACUUGYAAGUGCAAAGCGCCCCUGAUCCCCAUCUCCAAGGAGUCCCAUCCGCUGUACAACCGCAUCAGGACUGGGAAGGUACUCAACUGCGCCAUCCCCUGCUACCAGCCCUACUUCACCCAGGAUGAGAAAACCUUCGCUACCUUCUGGAUUGGCCUCUGGUCCAUCCUCUGCUUCCUCUCCACCUCAACCACUGUGGCCACCUUCCUUAUUGACAUGGAGCGCUUCAAGUACCCYGAGCGCCCCAUCAUCUUCCUGUCUGCCUGCUACCUCUUCGUCUCCAUGGGCUACAUUGUGCGGCUGGUGGCAGGGCACGCCAAUGUGGCUUGCAACCCGGAGCACCGCCACAUCCAUUAUGAGACCACAGGCCCUGCCCUCUGCACCGUGGUUUUUCUUCUCCUCUACUUCUUCGGCAUGGCCAGCUCAAUCUGGUGGGUGAUCCUGUCCCUCACCUGGUUCCUGGCAGCUGGCAUGAAGUGGGGCAAUGAGGCCAUCGCUAGCUACUCGCAGUACUUCCACCUGGCUGCCUGGCUCAUCCCCAGCACCAAAUCCAUUGCUGUACUGGCAAUGAGCUCUGUGGACGGUGACCCAGUGGCCGGGGUUUGCUACGUGGGCAACCARAGCCUGGAGAAUCUGCGGGGCUUUGUGCUGGCACCGCUAGUGGUUUAUCUCUUCACCGGCAGCCUCUUCCUGCUGGCUGGCUUCAUCUCGCUCUUUCGCAUCCGCAGCGUGAUCAAGCAGGGCGGCACCAAAACCGACAAGCUGGAGAAGCUAAUGAUCCGCAUCGGCAUCUUCACCGUGCUUUACACAGUGCCUGCCACCAUUGUCAUUGCCUGCUACAUCUAUGAGCAGCACAACCGGGAGGCCUGGGAGCAGGCACACAACUGCUCCUGCCCGGGGAACUCUUACCGCCCCAAGCCCGACUAUGCUGUCUUCAUGCUCAAGUACUUCAUGUGCCUUGUGGUGGGGAUCACCUCCGGCGUUUGGAUCUGGUCUGGCAAGACACUUGAGUCCUGGAGGCGCUUCAGCAGCCGCUGCUGCCGGGCCAGGAAGCCUGCAGGCGCCUCUGUGUACGGACUGCAAGGAUCUGAGGUUGUUCUCAACACCGUUGGACCACUUCAGUCAAAAAGGUUUCCACCUUAWUUUAAAACCAAAGGCUGGGAAGUGAGUGAACACUUGAGUGGCACAUCUCCAGAUAAAGUGCAACUGACUGUGUCAAGAAAUCCAAGAUUAGCUACAAGCCGUUGCCUAUUGAAAAAUGCACGAGCGUUUUCAGCUUUGAUCUAACGGUGGGGUAAUGCAAUCAACUCGUGUGUGAGCCUGGCUUCUCAGCAACAUGUGGCAGGAGCGAGGAAGGAGCCGUUGCCGUGUGCCCUGUCUGCUGUAGCCAAUUUACAUGUUGGGUUUUGCCUCUUCCAUUAUCAAUGGUGUUCAAUGUUGCUUAAAUAACUGUAUUAUAUUUUAUGAAAAGCUGAAGAAAUUUUAUUCAAAGAGAAGUAUCAAGAUUAGUUAUUUAUGAGGAUAAAAAAGCAGUGUGUGUUGUUUUCUUUA
Molecule: messenger RNA, 2260 nt
Organism: Malurus melanocephalus (red-backed fairy wren)
Lineage: Eukaryota; Metazoa; Chordata; Aves; Passeriformes; Maluridae
Gene: FZD5
Product: frizzled class receptor 5
Exons: 3
Coding region: 140-1996 (618 amino acids)
Biological process (GO): canonical Wnt signaling pathway; non-canonical Wnt signaling pathway
Cellular component (GO): plasma membrane
Molecular function (GO): Wnt-protein binding; Wnt receptor activity
Source: RefSeq, a predicted model, not a curated record